CUUGCGAUAUAAACAACACAAACAUACAUACACCGGUAUUCAAAGUGCACGACGGCCUCUUUUUCUUAUCCGCAUUCCCACAAACACCUUGACGACAUUUCGAAUGGAGAUGAGCUCCGUCGAAGACGCCGGCGGCGAGGCCUCCGCGGAGAGGCCGGAGGGCCUUCGGCGCGUCGGUAGUGGAGCGAGCGACGUGAUCGAUCCGGAGGUGGGCGGAGGCGGCGCCGAGGCGGAGUCCGGGGGGAAGCUGUCAUCGUCGCGGUACAAGGGCGUGGUGCCGCAGCCCAACGGCCGGUGGGGAGCGCAGAUCUACGAGAAGCACCGCCGCGUGUGGCUCGGCACGUUCGAGGGCGAGGCCGCGGCGGCGCGGGCCUACGACGUGGCGGCGCAGCGGUUCCGCGGCCGCGACGGCGUCACCAACUUCGAGCCCGUGGAGGAGGAGGCGGAGCUGGCCUUCAUCCGAUCCCGCUCCAAGGCCGAGGUCGUCGACAUGCUCCGGAAGCACACGUACCUCGACGAGCUGCGGCAGAGCAAGCGGGCGCCCGCCUCCGCAGCUGAAGCAAGCAGACCGGCGCCGGCGGCACCGCUAGCGGAAGAGCGGCAGCAUCUGUUCGACAAGGCCGUGACCCCGAGCGACGUCGGGAAGCUCAACCGGCUGGUGAUCCCCAAGCAGCACGCGGAGAAGUACUUCCCGCUAGGGGAAGAAGCAGACGCCGGCGGCGGCGCGGUGCUGAGCUUCGAGGACGGCAACGGGAAGCUGUGGCGGUUCCGGUACUCGUACUGGAACAGUAGCCAGAGCUACGUGCUGACCAGGGGGUGGAGCCGGUUCGUGAAGGAGAAAGGCCUGGCGGCCGGCGAUGUGGUGUCGUUCCACCGGUCGGCCAGCGAAGAGAAGCGGCUCUUCAUCGAAGCCAAGGCGCGAGGCGGCGCUCCGCCGGCUGCUGGCGGAUUUAGGCUCUUCGGCGUCGACAUCGUCGGGAGCAGCAUCAACGGCGAAAUCGAGAACAGCAAGAGGAAGAGCGAGGAUUACGACGGCGUCGAGAAGAUCAAGCAGCAACGCCAAGCAGCUUAAUUUCGAUUAAUUCGUAGGACAUAGAUAUCGAUUCGAUUUCGAGAUCCAAGUGUAUACGUAUAAAUGUCAACGGGAUAAUCGUUCAGAAGGUUUUAAUUCUCUCA
Zingiber officinale is the source of this 1176-nucleotide messenger RNA. RefSeq names its product AP2/ERF and B3 domain-containing protein Os05g0549800-like. Gene Ontology annotation, molecular function: DNA-binding transcription factor activity; DNA binding. The coding region runs from base 104 to 1072 and encodes 322 amino acids. Gene Ontology annotation, biological process: regulation of DNA-templated transcription. Lineage: Eukaryota; Viridiplantae; Streptophyta; Magnoliopsida; Zingiberales; Zingiberaceae. The record is from RefSeq and is a predicted model, not a curated record. The transcript has a single exon.